AUGGCGUCGGAGAUGAGCAAGAACGUGAAGGCCCUCGACGAGCAGGAGGUCACCUCGCAGCAGCGCGACCAGGGCGCUCGCGCCCGGACCAGCGCCGCCGCCGCCGCCGAGGAGCAGCAGGUGGUGGAUCCGCUGGCGCGGCAGUCGUCCAUCAUGUCGCUGACGCUGGAGGAGCUGCAGAACUCGCUGUGCGAGCCGGGGCGCAACUUCGGGUCCAUGAACAUGGACGAGUUCAUGGCCAACAUAUGGAACGCCGAGGAGUUCCAGGCCGCCACCGGCACCGGCGGAUGCAGCAAGGAGGGCACGGAGCGGGAGACGAUGAUGAUGCCCGUGGCGACGGCGGGGGCAGGUGAGAACGGAGCAGGAGGAGGGAGCGGGUUGGUUCGGCAGGGGUCGUUCGCGCUGCCGCCGCCGCUGUCCCGGAAGACGGUGGAGGAGGUCUGGGCCGAGAUCAACCAGGACCCGGCGGAUUCCCAGGCCAACGCCAACGCGGCGCCGCAGGCCGUGGUGCAGCCCCAGAUGGGGAGCGGUGGCGGCGGCGUCGCGGCCAGCGGGCGGCAAGUGACGCUGGGCGAAAUGACGCUGGAGGACUUCCUGGUGAAGGCCGGCGUCGUGCGGGGAGCCUUCGCCGGCCACGGCCCUCAGGCCGUCGGCAUGGUCCCGGCCGGGCCGAUGGGCAUGCAGGACGCGGCUCCCAUGAUGUACCAAGUGGCGGCGCCGGUGCCGCCCAACGCCGUGUACCCGGUGAUGGGCGACGGCAUGGGGUACCACAACGGGUACCCUGGGGGCAUGGCGGUGGUGCCGCCUCCGCCGCCGUCUCAGUGCGUGGCGGCAGCCGCCGUGAGCCCGGGGUCGUCGGACGGGAUGAGCGCCAUGACGCAGGCGGAGAUGAUGAACUGCAUUGGCAACGGAGGCAUGGUCCGGAACGGCGGCGGCGGCGCGCGGAAGCGCGACUCCCCCGAGGACGGGUGCACCGAGAAGACCGUGGAGCGCCGGCAGCGGCGCAUGAUCAAGAACCGUGAAUCCGCGGCCCGGUCACGCGCCAGGAAGCAGGCAUAUACCGUGGAGCUUGAGGCUGAACUGAACCAUCUCAAGGAGGAGAACGAGCGCCUCAGAGCAGAGGAGAUGACAAUUCUGCUAUCGAAGAAAAAGAUGCUGGUGGAGAAGAUGAUGGAUCAGGCAAGGGAGAAUGUGAGCGCCAAGAAGGGCGGUCGCGGGCUGCGCCGCUGGGGCAGCGCCAUGUGGUGA
This is a messenger RNA of Miscanthus lutarioriparius, 1248 nucleotides long. NCBI's taxonomy places the organism in Eukaryota, Viridiplantae, Streptophyta, Magnoliopsida, Poales, Poaceae. The record is from the annotation of a GenBank genome assembly.